ACGCAUGGCUUCAGGUCCGGGCGGAAGUUGACGUCGCUGCGCCGCCACCGCAUGACGCACUUCCUGUUUGUUGUUGGAGAAAAGGAGAGAAAGGAAAGCGCGAGGAGACGCCGCCACCGCCGCCAGCGCAGCUGUGCCAGAGCCGCGAGGAGACCGGCCGCCCUACUCCCCCCCCCCCCCUCGCCGGCCGCCGCGUCCUCGGAUUUGUUCCAACAAUCUGUUAAAACAUGGUGGAUUACUAUGAAGUUCUGGGCGUGCAGAGACAUGCCUCACCUGAGGACAUUAAAAAGGCGUAUCGGAGACAGGCACUUAAAUGGCAUCCGGACAAAAAUCCUGAAAAUAAAGAAGAAGCAGAGCGGAAAUUCAAACAAGUAGCUGAGGCAUAUGAGGUGUUAUCGGAUGCAAAAAAGCGGGACAUCUAUGACAAAUACGGCAAAGAAGGAUUAAAUGGUGGAGGAGGAGGUGGAAGUCAUUUCGACAGUCCGUUUGAGUUUGGCUUCACAUUCCGGAAUCCAGAUGAUGUCUUCAGGGAAUUUUUUGGUGGAAGGGACCCAUUUUCAUUUGACUUCUUUGAAGACACAUUUGAUGACUUUUUUGGGAGCCGAAGGGCUUCCCGAGGAAAUAGAAGCCGAGGUACAGGCUCGUUUUUCUCUGCCUUCAGUGGAUUUCCUUCUUUUGGAGGUGGAUUUCCUGCUUUUGACACAGGAUUCAGCUCGUUCGGGUCACUAGGACACGGGGGUCUCACUUCAUUCUCUUCAGCAUCAUUUGGUGGCAGCGGAAUGGGCAACUUCAAAUCAAUAUCAACUUCUACUAAGAUAGUUAAUGGCAAAAAAAUCACCACAAAGAGAAUUGUGGAGAAUGGUCAAGAAAGAGUGGAAGUUGAAGAAGACGGGCAGUUAAAGUCCUUGACAAUAAAUGGUGUGGCCGACGAGAACGCCUUUGCAGAAGAAUGCCAGCGGAGAGGCCAGCAGAUGCCAGCUCUGGCCCCUGGCCCGGCCCCAGCAACAGUCCGGGCCCUCUCCCCGGCCCGGCCCCCGGCCUCAGCUCCAGCCCCGACUCCGGCCCCUUCUAUCAGCACCCGCACACAGAAGCCACCCAGGCCUGCCCCGACGGCCAAACUUGUGUCUAAAAGCAACUGGGAAGAUGAAGAGCAGGACAGGCAGCGGGUUCCUGGCAACUGGGAUGCCCCCAUGACCUCAGCAGGUGUGCAGAAGGGAGCUGGUGUGGAGCACCCCCAAAGUGGUUUGCCCCCAGACCCAGGACAGCGAAAACAGCAAGCAGGCCUAUGUUGCUGCAUUCUGACCUGAGCAGGCUUGGGGAGCUGGGGGAAGGUGCCAGGCCUGCUGAGCAGGGGCAGAGGAGAUCCCUGCACCCAGCUCACCUCCCACAGCUGCUCUAUGGACAGCCUAGCUCCGUGGUUCAAAGCCAACCCCAUGAUUAAAACGGGGGUCCCAGUAUUCUGAUGUGUAUGGAGUAUGUUGUCUGGGUUUAGUUGACUGCUGAGGAAAUGCCCGGUGUUGCUUCUGUCCCCAGUGGCUCCUUUUUAUAAUUUUGAUACUAGAUCUUGAGAUUUGUCACUUCACCUGAUUUGCCCAAGGCCACUUGCACACUUAUGUUAGCUUCAUUUUGCAGAAAAAAAGAUACAGUCAGGUUCCCAGUAGAGUGCUCGCAGGUGAGCCACUGGUGAAGGUGGAGGCCUGGCUGCUCCCUCAGUGCUCAUGUUGGGAUCGUCCACUGCCACUGCCCAGCUCUACCCUCAGCCAGCUGCUUAUACAUCUUCAGGAGCGUUUCCUGUAGAACAUUCUGGAUGGUCAGCAUGUACACAUAGAGCUUUCCCAGUCAGGCCCAAGCCCCCUAUCAGUGUAGUUUUAUUGCCCAUAAGUGAGACAAGCUUGUGCCUGUGGCUGCACAAACUCAGCAGGCCAGACUGCAGAGAUGUGGCUUGGUUGUCCAUGUCUGAUUGUGUUGCAAAGUGCUCCAAGUAGGAAACAGGGAACGAUCAAUUCUUUUGCUUCCCAGAACUUUGUAUUAAAGUCAAGCCCCCAAAUCCCUUUAGGUUCUCCUCAGAGGAGAAUGCAGAGAGCCCUCUAGGGUAGAGUCCCCAAUGGGUAAGGCAUUGCUGGAACUGGGCAGCAAGCAUAUAGUUACCCUGCUGUGGGGAGAUGCCAGCAAAAACAGAUGGGUGACUGGGACACAAGCUUUGUGCAACUGAGUGACAGAUGGGCAGGGCUGCCUGACUGCAUAGGAAGCUUUCGUGUGCCUCAGUGGCUAUGGACACCUCCCAGUGUCUACUCCCGGUGCUCCCAGGAGAACUGGGAAGGGUGGUGGGAGGUCAAAGCAGCAGACUUGUAGAUUUUACCCCCUCACUUCCCCAAUCCCCUUCAUGUUCAUUUGUGAAGGCAUCUUAAGGCUGACCCGAGAGUCAAAUCUCCUGGUUUCUAGAAGGUGCAUAGGGACAGGCCUGCCUGCAGAACUUGUUUACAGGUGCGCAGGCCUCCCACCAUGGGAUCUGGACAGGAAGUGUGACUGCAGCAGAUGGCCAUUCUCUUGGUCCUGGGCCACGCCUGUUAAGCAAAAAGUGAUCAGCCAAGGCCGAAGAAUCUGGAGACAGUAGAGUUGAGUAGUAAAAACAGCAAAUCACUCUCCCCUUGUUGCUUGGUCAGUACUGAUCCAGACCUCUUCUGUGUGUGUGUGUGAACUGAGAGUCUGGAAAAGCUGUGAAUGAGGUGAUGGUCUUGUACAUCCCCGAGUCUGGAGUCAGAAGCAUCUGCCAGCAUAUUUCUGGGUGUAGCUGGUGCUUCCUCUUCUCUGUCCCUUUGCUCCCCAUGUUUUUAAGGAACCAUGCUUUCAUAUAGAAAAGUGUGAGCAGUCCUUCACGUACCUUCUGUAGGAAAGUGUGAGCAGUCCUUCACUUAUCUCUUCUAUGGAAAAGUGUGACCAGCCCUUCUCUUGCCUUCUGUAGAAAAGCAUGUGACCAGCCCUUCUCUUGCCUUCUAUAGGAAAGCGUGAGCAGCCCCUUCACUUACCUUCUCACUCAGAAAAGAUGAUUCAUUUUGAAGUGGGGUUCUCCAAAUUGCCACCUGAGCUACACGAGAACUUGGGUUAUCAACAAAGUGAAAACAAACCCGUCGUGAAGGACAUUAGAAACUUAGCUACGGUUCAAAAGCGGUUUCUGGUUUCCACAGCGACAAAGCCAUGACCUUUGGGCAGCAUAGCUUGCUCUGUACUGCAAGCCGCUGUCCUCCAGGCAACACAGAAAGCUUUGCAAAGUCUGGUGCUCUGCUGUUGGGAUCAGGAGGAUUAAGACCAGACCUUUCCUCUUAACAUUCUGAGAGCCAUGUUGAAGAACUAAGAUGAUCUGGGCCAGGCUUCCUGCCUGUGUAGCCUUCAGUGGUUUUGCUGUUACUGUUGUUUUUGCCUGGUCUUGGGCAAGUUUGAAACUUUGUGCAGAAUUUCCCAGUGGCAGCUCCCAUUGGCUGUCGGCCAGAGAGUUGUCAGGUACAGUCUAGAUGAGCCAGGCCGGUUGGCAUCAGGAUGGGGAGUUUCCUCAAUGAAAGCGAUUUUCACUGAGGUGUCUUCAUAAAGAAGGACUUUGCAAUUCAGGCCAACCUGGCAUGUCAGUCCCCCAGGAGUUUCAUGGCUUUAAAUUGUGUGUGUGUGUGUGUGUGUGAGAGAGAGAGAGAGAGAGAGAGAGAGAGAAACUGGAUUGUCCAUGUGCUAGGUAAGCUCUGUAUCCCUGAGCCUUGGAUUUAGUAUGUAUUAUGUUGACUUUUUUCUUCUUUGUGGGCUAUUCUGUGACCUUUAAAACUUGUUCUGCUGCACUUGUUGGAGAAAGGAUUAGUGGCAUUUUUCAUUUGUGUAUUCCAUACACAGCAUUGGUCUGUGAACUGUGAAGAACACAUGUCCAUUAAAAAUGGCAAUUAUUCAACAUGAGGAAAAUCAUGUUUGAAGGAGUAGACCUAUCCUUCCUUCUUGCUGAACUUGACCCUGCCCUGUGUAGUGGUGUGGAACGCAGACCUCUUCACAGGGCACGACUUGUAAUUCAGAGAGCUGGACCUUGCAUCUAACUCUGCUGCUGGCCUGCAUCUUUGCGCCACCACCUGCCAAACUAAUGCAUGUGCUAGGAUUUUGGUGGAUCUCACUGUGGGAAUUUUGAGGUGUCAUUGGGCCUGUUCUAGAAGUUGGGGAUCUGAGAUUUCUUGUGGCUCUUCCUCAGCAUGAGGCCCACAUCCUACCUGCUUCACUGUGGCCAGGGACUACUAAGAGCUUCUGCAGGACUGAAGGCAAGGCCGUUCAUUUCUGGCUCAUUGGAAAUGUCCAGAGACUGAGCCUCCAUCCAUCUCCUGUGGCCUUGGUUGGUAAGGUUGUGCUUUAAUGACAGGAAAAACGACAAUGGUGUUCCAGGGAGAGUGGGCUGUCCAUUGCAGAGGGAGCUGUGGAAGGUCUCUGUGGACCUGGCAGAGUAGGUGACAGGGCUGUGCGUUCUGCGGGUAGGGCCUUGGCAGGGCCUCUGAGGACUGAGAUGGAGCCUGUUGCACAGAGCUGGCUCUGUGACUGGGCUGCUGGGUAAAUGCAGGAUGCUUGCUGUGAGUAGCACACUGUGUGGUGGUCAUGUUCUGUGAGUAACACGGACGGUCUUCAGCCUGCUAUUCCAAACAGUUAGUGUUUUCAUGUGGGCAGCAUGAAUGACUGUUCUGUUGUCUCUGUCCGUGGGGAAGUGUCUAGUGAGUGACGCGCCUCAUGGGGAAGCAGUUGGUGUGCAGUGUUUCACAAGCCAUGUUUCCUUAGGGCUCAAGGAAGGUGGCAAGAGGAAGAAGCAGAAGCAGAAAGAGGACUCGAAGAAGAAGAAGUCGACCAAAGGGAACCACUAGGCUGAACUUGGCGGCAGCCGCUGCAGCCGCUCUCAUGUGUGGUGCGCACGUGCACAGCAGCGGCAUCCUUUCGGUGCCGCUUCGCUUAGCAGGAUUAUGGACAUGUGCCCACGGAUCGGUAGGAUCAGGGGUGUUGGAGAUGGAGGUGACAAUCUCGGGUGGCCCGCAUAGUGUAAGCUUGUGACACAUCCUCAGCCUUGUAACUCUGCUUUUCCCCAGCACUAAAUCCGUAGCAUUUUCCUCUUGAGUUGUAAGGAUCUGCCUCAUUCUUUUCAGUAGUCCGAGCCCUGCUCCGCGCACCGAGGUGUUUGUAGCUGUAGGAGUCCAGUAGGGCCCAGUAGGGAGCUGGGUAUGUGUUCAUGACUGUCUCCUGGCGGUGGUACAGUGGGCAGUUUUUAGUACAGCGGAACUUAACAGGUAAUGUAAGCUGCGCCUUGAGCCAUGGGUUUUAGGGUGCUUGAUUCAGUACUCUGGCGACAUAGGCCAUCACUAGCCACUUGAGAUACAGUCUUUCCUUGUACUUAUUGUUCAACUCUUAAUCUUCUCCAGGUAGUCAAAAACUGACACCAAAUGUAGUUUAGUUUUUGGGAAAUCUCAUCUUUUCUUCUUGGAGAAAUAGUUGCCCUUCAGUCAACAGGUGUUGCCUAGCAAUACGAUUUCUAGCUUUCGUAGGUCAGUGCCGCUGGCUCUUUACACAGCCACACAGGUGCAUGCAGAAAGAUCAGCCACCAAGCAAGAAGCUUGACCUCAGUUCUUGAGACUGCAAACACUGCUCCUCACAUCGUCCUGUCACAAUCCAUGCCAUGCUGCCUCCUGACCUGCGUGUGCACUGUGAGCACAGGUAGUUCCGAUGCCGCCUCUUUCUGGACUACCUGUGCCUCUCGGGGAUGUUUCCUUCCUUUCGGCCAUGAGGAUCUGUUGCUUGGACUUUGUCUUCUUGGAAGAGAGGGCGUCAUUAAAAGUUGGACUUGAGAUGCCAGCACUUGGGUCUAGCAGUGUGGAAAGGGGGAGUUUUGUGAGUUAUAGGCACUGCCGUAGCUAGGAGCCUGGGGCAGAGUCACCUGAGGUUUGAGGAGAUGGCCGCGAAGUGUUUGCUGUGUUUGCUUGGUUUCAGUGGGAGGUGGUGUGGGCAGUUACCAUGGAGUGUGAAUUGCUGUUAAUGUGUGUUGUGGAAAUGUGACUCACAAGGCAUAAUGUACCAACGUAAAUAAAAUGUAAACAUCACU
Alexandromys fortis (reed vole) is the source of this 6097-nucleotide messenger RNA. RefSeq names its product DnaJ heat shock protein family (Hsp40) member B6 (gene Dnajb6). The transcript is spliced from 9 exons. NCBI's taxonomy places the organism in Eukaryota, Metazoa, Chordata, Mammalia, Rodentia, Cricetidae. The record is from RefSeq and is a predicted model, not a curated record. Gene Ontology annotation, molecular function: Hsp70 protein binding. Bases 228 to 1307 code for a protein of 359 amino acids.